AUGUCUGAACAGACAAGCGCAAGCUCACCGCAACCAACGUUGGACCACAUCGUGAUCCUCGUCUCGGCCAGCGAUUUGCUACAACUCCCCGACCGCCUCAAGGACUCAUUCGUUGUCAGCCCUGGAGGAACUCACGCUGGAGGCCAGACGUUCAACAAGCUGAUUCUCUUUGAAGAUGGCGUUUACAUUGAACUCAUCGCGUUCGCCGAGGGCAUCAGCCCCGAAGAGCGGGUAAAGCACAGAUGGGGCCGUCAGCGAGAGAAUACCAUUGUGGACUGGGCAUACACUUUGCCUCACGAGGGCGACUUUGGAGCCGUCCAGCAACGAGUCAGAGACGCAAAGGCGGGAUUGACGUAUAAGGAUCCCGUUCCCGGCGGCCGGACGAGACCAGACGGAGUUGUUUUGAAGUGGGCGAUUGGAGCUCCUCAAGAUGAUAAUGGUAAUGAGAUAGAGCCCGGCCUUUUGCCCUUUUGGUGUCUAGACAGAACACCACGAAGCAACAGGGUGCCGUACCAGGAGGACAAGGCACAGACACAGCAUCCCUCUGGUGCUCGCGGAGUCUCUCGGGUGCGGCUCAACGUGCCCCAGGAGCAGCUGUCUGCCCUACAGAGCGUCUAUGAUGCUAUUCACGACGUUGACAGCGCAGCGAGGGGCGAAGACGAGUGGACGUUUAGCACUCCAGAUUCAUCGGCCAAGGCACGGCAUACGUUGGGGGUGGCUUCGGAGACCGGGCCCAAGAUUAAGCUGGCUUUCCAGGGGAGCGUGGGAAGUCCUUCGUUUUUGGAGAUUUUGCCCGGCAUAGUGGUCAAGUUUGAGGCUUGA
Messenger RNA from Trichoderma aggressivum f. europaeum, 822 nucleotides. RefSeq lists its product as uncharacterized. The transcript has a single exon. The coding region runs from base 1 to 822 and encodes 273 amino acids. The record is from RefSeq and is a predicted model, not a curated record. Lineage: Eukaryota; Fungi; Ascomycota; Sordariomycetes; Hypocreales; Hypocreaceae.